GGAAGUGAAGAGAGCGAAAGAAAGAAGCGGAGAAAUGGAUUAUAACUUAGCAGCGUUGAAGCUUCUGUGCAGGCAGCUCAACGACGCCCGCCAAGCUCCGUCCAACAACGCCGCCACACUCGGCGGCAUUCUCUUCCAACGCGCCUGGCUUCAGGGGAUUUUGGUCUUCGUCGACAGAGAUAAUGGUAAGCUGAUUCUCGACGACGGCACCGGAACCGUCGAGCUCUCUCUUUCUGGCGACUUCCGCCAACGCCCUUGGAGCCUCGGAAUGUAUGUGAUGGUUGUUGGCGCUUAUGUCGUCCGGACGAAUGAACCGUCCAUUAUUGCGGUCCACAAGAUUGUUGAUCUAUCGAAGUUUCCUGGUCGAGAGGCGAUGUGGUACCUUGAAGUCAUGGAAGCUUACAAAAUGUUCUAUGAACCUCUGGUUGAAGAAUUUUCGUAACUCGUUGCGUUGACUCAACAGGAUGUUCACACAUUACAUUCCGAAGUAACUCUACAUGGACUGACGUAGUUAAACCUAUUUACCUUACCCAAGGGUGCAGGAAUGUCAAUGCCAUAGUGUUAGAGCCUUCAAGUAUUAUGAAUAUGUUGGGAGGGGUGAUAUGGAAAAACAUUGUCAAACAAUGAAUUAUUUCAGGUAUGUAGUAGAUUGGGACAGAUAGGAGAACAGGGAAGUUUGUAUUAUUGGAAAAAUAGGGGUACUC
Messenger RNA from Cucurbita maxima (winter squash), 704 nucleotides. RefSeq lists its product as uncharacterized. The record is from RefSeq and is a predicted model, not a curated record. The coding region runs from base 35 to 442 and encodes 135 amino acids. The transcript is spliced from 5 exons. Lineage: Eukaryota; Viridiplantae; Streptophyta; Magnoliopsida; Cucurbitales; Cucurbitaceae. Gene Ontology annotation, cellular component: cytosol; nuclear speck. Gene Ontology annotation, biological process: maintenance of rDNA; regulation of sister chromatid segregation; negative regulation of double-strand break repair via homologous recombination.